CUCAGAAUUUUUGAGAUAAUGUGCCGAUCAAGUCGGCUGUUUCCUCCUUCUCGUUUUUUCUCAAUCGGCGACAUGGUGAAGAUCGGCCAAAAUUUAAACCUCCGAACUUUUUUCCGUGUAUUUAAGUAGUAGAAUCAUGAAUCUCUGCUUUUUCGCAAUAAACAACUUCAUUCUACUCAUUAAAAAUUGUUUCCCUUAAACGGAAAUCCUGCAGAGACUUGAGAAUGGCUGUUGAAAGUAUCAACGCCCAUGUGGCCCCUCCGACUUGGACAAUCGACAAUGUCUCAGCAAAGGGUGUGCCUUAUUACACUCCUGUGCAAGAACCUGCUUCGGGUACGGCGAGAGGCAUGAAGAAAGACGGGGAGUUGCCGAAGUUGUUCACGCCGCUUACCAUUCGUGGCCUGACGUUCCAAAACCGACUGUUCUUGGCCCCUCUCUGCCAAUAUUCCGCCAAGGACGGUUACGCUACGGACUGGCACCUUACGCAUCUCGGCGGAAUCAUCCAGCGAGGUCCUGGCCUGGCUCUCAUGGAGUCGACUGCUGUUCAAAAAGAGGGUCGCAUCACUCCCCACGAUAUUGGCUUAUGGGAAGACGGGCAGAUUGAGCCUCUGAAAAGGAUCAUCGACUUUGCUCACAGCCAAAACCAGAAAAUUGGGAUCCAGCUGAGCCAUGCAGGGAGGAAAUCAAGCACCGUUCCCCCGUUUCUGCAUAUGAAUGCAACUGCAACCGAGGAAGUUGGUGGUUGGCCGAACAGCGUCUACGCGCCCUCUGCGAUUCCCUUCAACGAUGCGUACCCUCAACCGAAAGAGAUGACCAUCGACAACAUCAACGACUUCAAGGUUGCAUUUGUUGAGGCAGCCAAGAGGGCAGUCAGAGCCGGUUUCGACGUUGUAGAAAUCCACGCGGCUCACGGUUACCUCAUUCACCAGUUUCUCAGCCCCAUUAGCAACCAGCGCAAGGAUCAGUACGGCGGAAGCUGGGAGAACCGCACCAGAUUGGUUCUGGAGAUCACGGAUCUCGUGAGAGAAGCUAUCCCCGAAGAUAUGCCUCUGUUUGUCAGGAUCAGCGCGACUGAUUGGUUUGACAACCUCAAGGACGAGUUUCCAGAAAGCUGGACGGUGAAGGACUCCUGCAAAUUGGCACCACUUCUCGCCGAACGAGGUGUUGAUUUCCUCGACGUCAGCUCGGGCGGCAUCCACCCCAAGCAGUCGACCAGCAUCAAGUCAGGCCCUGGAUACCAGGCCCCUUUCGCAUUGGAGAUCCUGGAGGCUGCCAGAGGCAAGAUGGUCGUUUCAGCGGUGGGAGGCAUCAGCACGGGGAAGUUGGCAGAAGAGCUCUUGCAGCAGGGCCUUGAUGUCAUCAUGUGUGGACGAUGGUUCCAGAAGAACCCAGGGCUCGUGUAUGCCUAUGGAGACGAAUUAGGGGUGGAUGUCAAGAUGGCCAACCAGAUCGGAUGGGGCUUCAGUGGUCGAGGACGAAAGAGAGAGUGAGGAGUCGUGAAAAAUACGAUCACUAAGUUCGUGGAAAGGUUCUCGCGCGGUUCUUGGAAGGUCAAACCCCCAGUAAAUUGAAUUAGUUUCCAAAAUUCUUGUUAAAAUUGUAGACGAUUUCUUUUUUAUUUGAUCAAAUUUACGAAAGUG
This is a messenger RNA of Ilyonectria robusta, 1640 nucleotides long. RefSeq lists its product as uncharacterized. Bases 225 to 1490 code for a protein of 421 amino acids. Gene Ontology annotation, molecular function: NADP binding; FMN binding; NADPH dehydrogenase activity. The transcript has a single exon. NCBI's taxonomy places the organism in Eukaryota, Fungi, Ascomycota, Sordariomycetes, Hypocreales, Nectriaceae. The record is from RefSeq and is a predicted model, not a curated record. Gene Ontology annotation, cellular component: intracellular anatomical structure.